Scaptodrosophila lebanonensis is the source of this 1437-nucleotide messenger RNA. RefSeq lists its product as uncharacterized. The transcript has 3 exons. Bases 1 to 1437 code for a protein of 478 amino acids. NCBI's taxonomy places the organism in Eukaryota, Metazoa, Arthropoda, Insecta, Diptera, Drosophilidae. The record is from RefSeq and is a predicted model, not a curated record.
AUGAAGGACUCGCGUCCUCAGGGGCAGCUCCGUAUCCGUCUACACCCACCACGCCCGAAUGGCCGGCAUGCCAACAGUUCAUUAAUGAUCAAUGCGUUAAUUUACUUGUUUUUCUUGCUGGCCAUAACAAUACCACCAGCGGCGGCCGUAACGGCGCAGCUGCAGCAUGCCAAAAGCAAUUACCAUGACCCGGCAACGCAGGCGUUGGAAGGAUUAGCAGGAUACACACGAAAUUAUUAUGGCAUUGCGGCGCUACCGGGCGAGUCGCUAGUUGACGUUGAUAGUUCCAGUCUGGGACCGGGUCUUAACUUGGCAACGGCAACAUAUGCAAAUUAUGGUGGCCACACCAAUGGCGGACACCGCGGUGGUCUGGGCAGCUCAACCAGCGGCUUUGAGGAGGAGGAGAAGCAACUCUACCACAACAGGCCGCAUGAGCUCGAAUACGACGCUGGCGGCAUUGAUGGGAGCAGGCAGUCUAGCAAAAUCGAUUUUGUCAUUAAUACGGCAAAUUAUGAGAGCGAAGCUGGGGCCGAUGCUGGGGCCGUCGCCGCCUACGAUUAUGACGCGCUAAGGGCUCCCACUUAUGCGCCCGCCUACCCCAACCCAAAUCAUUUGCGUUCGUCGCUCCUGCCCGAUUAUCAUAUUGAACAAUUUUCCAAUUAUCGCCUGCUCGACGAGAAUCUAGAGCAGGAGCAGCGGGAACAGCAGCAACAGAAGCGAAGCGAGCGCGAAGAAAGUGCCGCUCUCUACUCGAACAUCAGGCAGCGGAAUGGUUUGGUUAGUCAUUCGCAGCGUGAGCAACCGGAGCCUGAGAGACUGCCACCGCAUUACUAUUCGCAAUCGGCGCAAGAUCAGCAACAUCUCUACUCGCACUACCAAGCCCAGCUUGCAGACAACAACAACAACAAGCUACCAGCCAUCACCACAAGUGUUCAUCAUACGCCGGAGAGCAGCAAAGCAAUUGCUGGCCAGCCCCUAGCCAAGCACAUCGAGAUCACAAAACACGUGCCGAUCACCCACUAUCAAAAGCAGCAUGUGCCCUACAAGCAAACGGUUCAGGUGCCCGUUCCGCGUAACGUCAUCACAACUGUUCCGCGACCGGUGCCCAUCAAAGUGCCGGUUACUAAAACGAUUGCCAUGCCCAUGCUUCAGGAGGUCAAAGUUCCUAUUGAGAAAGUGCGAACAGUGCCGGUGGAGCGGCCGGUGCCAUUUGUGGUGGAGCGCCGUGUACCCUAUCGCGUAGAGAAGCCCGUGGCCAUAUCCGUGCCCUACCCCUAUCCAAUUAAAGUGCCAGUUGUGCGCACGAUUGUGCACAAACAUUUGCCAGCCCACUCGUCGUUGCCGGCGCGUCCGCAUUUUGUGUGGCCAGGUGCUGGUCCAGCACAAGGAGUUGGCAUCGGGAGUGCCUGGAGCUCUGCCAAAAACCUGCUGGGCUGA